Leptonychotes weddellii (Weddell seal) is the source of this 2605-nucleotide messenger RNA. The record is from RefSeq and is a predicted model, not a curated record. NCBI's taxonomy places the organism in Eukaryota, Metazoa, Chordata, Mammalia, Carnivora, Phocidae.
AGAGGUUACUCACAUUUGAUAAAUUUGAGGAAGCAAAAGCAAUUCUCCUUGAAUAGCAUAGUGAAGCCGAAUUACCGUUUUCCUGUUGUAGUGUACUUAUAACCAGCUGUUCAUUUCGGGUCAAGUAUUUUUGGGGAUAUUCAUCUCUUACUGCCAUUUUUCUGUGUCUUUCACUGGUAACUCUUAUUAGGGAAGUUUAUGAUUUAUAAAUCAAGUCAGGAUGCCCUAAAGAUCAACUUUGUGGUUCAUCCUACUGAGAGAUUGGGUGGGUAACCAUGUGAAUGAAUGAGACCAGGAAGACCAGUUAAUUUCUUGACUCAUUUAAAUAAAAUUUAUCUUGAAGUAGUAUGACAGUAGGGCUUUUGCAGUUUAUUUUAAAUAACUGAAUCUGGAGAACAUUUAUUUCUUGGAAAGAGACCCAAGGCAUUCAGUAGGGCUUGCUUUUUGCAAAAAGUCAGUAGCGUUGUCUCUGCUUCUCUCUCCCAGAUCAAGCACUGCGCCUAGCAGAAAUUUUCCUACCUCUCCAACAUCAUCAGCAAGUCCCUAUUCCUCAGUGUCCGCCUCUCCCAUUGCAAAUGGUGAUAGCACUAAUACCUCUGGGAUGCACAGCUCCGGUGUCAGCAGGGGUGGAUCUGGCUUCUCUGCUUCAUAUAAUUGUCAGGAGUCCCCAUCGUCUCACAUUCAGCCUGGGCUCUGCGGACUUGGAAACCUGGGGAACACCUGCUUCAUGAACUCCGCUUUGCAGUGCUUGAGCAACACUGCACCACUGACUGACUACUUUCUCAAAGAUGAAUAUGAGGCUGAAAUCAACAGAGAUAACCCUCUGGGAAUGAAAGGGGAAAUUGCAGAAGCCUAUGCAGAGCUCAUUAAACAGAUGUGGUCUGGAAGGGACUCUCACGUGGCACCUCGCAUGUUCAAAACCCAAGUGGGACGUUUCGCCCCUCAGUUUUCUGGCUACCAGCAACAAGACUCUCAGGAGCUGUUAGCCUUUCUUCUAGACGGAUUGCACGAAGAUCUGAACCGAGUAAAGAAGAAACCCUACCUGGAGCUGAAGGAUGCCAAUGGGCGGCCAGAUGCGGUGGUGGCAAAGGAAGCCUGGGAGAAUCACAGGUUAAGGAAUGACUCUGUGAUUGUGGACACGUUCCACGGCCUCUUCAAAUCUACUUUGGUUUGCCCAGAAUGUGCUAAGGUUUCUGUGACCUUUGAUCCAUUUUGCUAUCUAACUCUCCCACUGCCCCUGAAGAAAGAUAGAGUUAUGGAGGUCUUUCUGGUUCCUGCUGACCCUCGCUGCAGACCUACCCAGUACCGUGUGGUUGUGCCGCUCAUGGGGGCCGUGUCUGACCUGUGCGAGGCACUCUCCAGGCUGUCCGGUGUUGCUGCGGAAAACAUGGUGGUCACAGAUGUAUAUAAUCACCGGUUCCACAAAAUUUUCCAAAUGGAUGAAGGUUUAAACCACAUCAUGCCUCGGGAUGACAUUUUUGUGUACGAGGUCUGCGGCACCUCCGAUGAUGGCUCUGAAUGUGUCACGCUUCCAGUCUACUUCAGGGAAAGGAAGUCCAGGCCGUCGAGCACUUCCUCUGGGGCCGUGCUGUACGGGCAGCCACUGCUGGUUUCUGUUGCCAAGCACAAGCUAACCCUCCAGUCUUUGUACCAGGCUGUUUGUGAGCGUAUCAGCCGCUAUAUAAAACAGCCUUUGCCUGAGGAGUCUGGCAGCUCGCCCUUGGAGCCGGGGGCCUGCAAUGGCUCCAGGGGCGGCUGUGAAGGAGAAGACGAAGAAGAAAUGGAGCAUCAGGAAGAAGGUAAAGAGCAGCUUUCAGAAACAGAAGGCAGUGGGGAGGAUGAGCUAGGUGGUGACCACGGUGAGACCACCCAGAAGAAGGUCAAAGGCCAGCCCUGCCGGAAAAGGCUUUUUACCUUCAGCCUUGUGAACUCCUAUGGAACAGCUGACAUAAAUUCCCUUGCAACUGACGGAAAACUACUUAAACUCAACUCUCGAUCCACACUGGCCAUCGAUUGGGACAGUGAGACCCGGAGCCUUUAUUAUGAUGAGCAGGAGUCUGAGGCCUACGAGAAGCACGUGAGCAUGUUGCAGCCUCAGAAGAAGAAGAAGACUGCUGUGGCCCUGAGAGACUGCAUCGAGCUUUUCACCACCAUGGAGACUCUUGGGGAGCACGACCCCUGGUACUGUCCCAACUGUAAGAAGCAUCAGCAGGCCACUAAGAAGUUUGACCUGUGGUCCUUGCCGAAGAUCCUGGUGGUCCACCUCAAACGUUUCUCCUACAAUAGAUACUGGAGGGAUAAGCUCGACACAGUGGUGGAAUUCCCAGUCAGAGCUCUGAACAUGUCCGAGUUUGUGUGUGACCUGUCGGCGAGGCCUUACGUGUACGACCUCAUUGCCGUGUCUAACCACUACGGAGCCAUGGGGGUUGGUCACUGUAAGUACUGGCGUCUGCCGCCCGGACGUGCUGAAAGGCCCUUGGCCAGUCCUACUGGCCUCUUCCCGUGUGCCAGGCCCUGUCCUCAGUGCUUUACACAGCGCCUCAGGCCCCCAGUGUCAGGCUUCAGGCAUGGUCCAAACUGCUGCUUCUCCAUUCUCUCUCUCUCU